AUGCGCUCAGCAACCAGCAGCGCCGCCCUCGCCAGGCCCCAGCUUCAACUCACCUCCCUCCUGACGCCGAGAACAUCCGCUUUCCUCCCGUCAAUACGCUUCUCCUCAACAUCCGCCGCCGCCACCGCCGAGACGACGACGACGCCACCGACGAGAACUACAGCCAGACCAUACCUCAUAUCACCCACCCCUUCGAACCAUUUCCCCGUUUACGCGCGAACAAAGGCCGCCGGCUCAUCCAAGUUCACCAUUAUCAAGAAGAUUGAGGGAAACAAAAAGGCCUUUGCCCAGGACCUCGCCCGCGAGGCGGGUUUCGCUGAAGACGAUAUCAAGCUGAACCCCGUGACGGGACAAGUUCAGAUCAAGGGCUUCCAUGUAGAAAAGGUCAAAGAGUGGCUGACCAGCGCAUUGGGUAAACCUUCCAUAAAGGCGUAA
This is a messenger RNA of Colletotrichum orchidophilum, 435 nucleotides long. RefSeq lists its product as uncharacterized. Lineage: Eukaryota; Fungi; Ascomycota; Sordariomycetes; Glomerellales; Glomerellaceae. Gene Ontology annotation, cellular component: ribosome; mitochondrial large ribosomal subunit. Gene Ontology annotation, biological process: translation. The record is from RefSeq and is a predicted model, not a curated record. Gene Ontology annotation, molecular function: structural constituent of ribosome. Bases 1 to 435 code for a protein of 144 amino acids. The transcript has 2 exons.